AUGCGAACCCUACGCAAAAUACGCUCCCACCAGGUCAUGACGACUUCAAGCGCCUUGAUUGCCCAGACACAGUCCGCUCGAGGCGUCGCAACCCGGCCUAGCGAAGCUGGAGACGGUUCCACUCAGAACGUAACUUUACGAACCCCGACCCGUCGGGCGCGAUCGAACAGUGAUGCUGCAGCCCGCGAAACAGGCCUGACGGUUCCUGUCCAAGCUCCGAGACGACCUGCGCGGAAGACAGGCUCUGGUAUUGGGGUUAAGCGCUCGAUGUUAGAGAGCUAUCUGCGCGACGGGCCACCGCAUGGGAAGGUUCGUGAAGGGCUGCAGGAGCUGAAGUAUCUUGUGCUAUCAAGUAGAGUGGAUGCAGAUAGUGAUGGCAUGUCUGCCUAUCGAAUAUAUCUAUGGCUUAUUCUCCUCAAUAUCCCCGCGGUCCGCACCGAUGACUAUCUCGCGUUGAUUCACCGAGGUCGUUCCCCAGCCUACAGCAAGAUUCGCAACGACACGUUUCGAACCCUGGCGACUGAUCCCCUUUUCAAGCGUCGUGUUACCGAGGCUAGUUUGAUCCGCCUACUCAACGCUGUGGCGUGGAAGCUACACGAUUCCAAAGUGAAGCCCAAGUCGCGGCCCACCUCAUCUCGUCGGCGUGAGAGGGAGUCUCUUGUUGAUACACCCCCGAGGAUCCCCGAGGAGCCCGAGGAGACAGGAUCUGUUGCAAGCAGUCUUGUCGCUGACUCUGCCAUAUACGUGCAAGGCAUGAACGUUCUUUGUGCCCCCUUUCUGUACGCAGCUCGGAGCGAAGUCGAGGCCUUUGCCCUCUUCCACUACUUUGUCACCAAGGAGUGCCCUGGCUACAUCCGUGGGGCCAUGGAUGGGGUCCACAGGGGAUUACGGUUGGUGGACCGCUGCCUAGAGAUCGUGGAACCCAAGCUUGCUGCUCAUCUUUCCUCGAAGGGCCUGCAUGCGGAGCUGUAUGCGUUUCCGUCCGUGUUGACGCUAUGUGCAUGUACGCCUCCCUUGCCAGAGGUGCUUCAUCUAUGGGACUUCCUAUUUGCCUAUGGCCCGCAUCUAAAUAUCAUCUGCAUUGUCGCUCAGUUGAUACGCAUGCGGGAUACCCUUCUCGAAAGUCCUAGGUGA
This is a messenger RNA of Penicillium chermesinum, 1134 nucleotides long. RefSeq names its product TBC domain-containing protein. Bases 1 to 1134 code for a protein of 377 amino acids. Gene Ontology annotation, molecular function: GTPase activator activity. Gene Ontology annotation, biological process: activation of GTPase activity; negative regulation of septation initiation signaling. The transcript has 2 exons. Gene Ontology annotation, cellular component: mitotic spindle pole body. NCBI's taxonomy places the organism in Eukaryota, Fungi, Ascomycota, Eurotiomycetes, Eurotiales, Aspergillaceae. The record is from RefSeq and is a predicted model, not a curated record.